Messenger RNA from Pseudogymnoascus verrucosus, 1136 nucleotides. RefSeq lists its product as uncharacterized. Bases 14 to 973 code for a protein of 319 amino acids. Gene Ontology annotation, molecular function: actin filament binding. Lineage: Eukaryota; Fungi; Ascomycota; Leotiomycetes; Thelebolales; Thelebolaceae. The record is from RefSeq and is a predicted model, not a curated record. The transcript is spliced from 3 exons. Gene Ontology annotation, cellular component: cytoskeleton.
CGGCGGGUGGCACAUGUAUAAAGGAGGGGAAAAGGUGCUAAAUCCAACACUCUUCUUCUACAUCAUACCAUUCUACCAUAUUCACCACCGAGAUCCAUCAAUCACCAUGUCUCCUCCAUCCGCAACCGGUUUUGAAACCGCCACGAUAGCGUUGCAGUCCCAAGAUGGAGUCGACACCGCCGCCGCAGCCAUGGGCUCUAAAUUCCCCACCCCCCGCAAGUUCGACGACAAACUCAAGGAGCGCGAAUACCUCAAAGGCCGCCUCAUCCUCGCCUACCGCAUCUUCGCCAAACUAGGCUACGACGAAGGCGUCGCCGGCCACAUCACCCUUCGCGACCCCGUAGAGCCGACCUCCUUCUGGGUCAACCCCUUUGGCGUCGCCUGGCCUCUCCUCAAAGCCUCAGACCUCAUCCUCGUCAACGCGGCCGGUGAGAUCGUCGACGGCGGCCCCGUCCGCCUCCUCAACAAAGCAGCCUACAUGAUCCACCACGCCGUCCACACCGCGCGCCCAGAGGUAAACUGCGUCGCGCACUCUCACUCCAUCUACGGUCGCACCUUCUGCGCGCUCGGUCGCGAACUUGACAUCAUCACCCAGGACGCAUGCGCCUUCUACAACGACCACGCGCUGUACGACUCAUUCAAAGGCGUAGUGCUCGGUGAGGAGGAGGGGCAGGAGAUCGCUGCUGCGUUGGGUGGGAAGAAGGCGGCGCUGCUGCAGAACCAUGGGUUGUUGACUUGUGGGUUGAGUAUUGAGUCGACGGUGUUCUGGUUCACGUCGCUGGAGAAGUGUUGUCAUGCGCAGCUGAUGGCGGAUGCGGCGGCGGGGGGGAGGGGUGGGGUGACGGUUAAGGUUAAUGAUAAGGAGGCGGAGUUUACGGGGAAGGCUAUUGGGACGGAGACUGCGGGGUGGUUUAGUGCGUUGCCCGCGUUUGCUGUGAUGGAGAAGGAGGUGGAGGAGGGUUAUGAUCAAUAGGAAUCAUUGUUUUUGUUCUAUUUGUGAGGAACGGGCGUAUCAGUUGUAGUCCUGAGUGGCUGAACACCCCUAUUUUAAUCACGGCCACUAUACUUGGUGGUCAGUCCAGUUGGGCGCUUAAAAAUAUAAAGCCAUACUAAAUUUAUCAGGUGAGAAUGAGCAC